AUGCAUGAUCCAAGCGCUCCAAAACGCCCUGUCGGUGGUGAAUAUGGAUGGGUUUCUCCUUUUAUAGUGGCAGUGAGAAAAUAUUUAAAACUUGAUCCAGAACAAUUACCUUCAAAAGACAAAACAAUCGUCUCGACGAUUGUUGAAACAGCUGCUGCCGGUAUUAUUGAAGAAGGCAAGAAUAUUGGAAAGUUGUACGAAGGAAAUAAAUUAGCUGAAAUUCUUCUUGAGAAAAAGAACCAAGAAAUAAAUCAAGUUUGGACAUGUUGUGCUUAUCUUUACUCAAUGGAAAGUUUUUUGUACAAAAACUUGGAUGAAGCAAUGAGACUUAUAGGGAGUAGCGAUCAUGAAAAAGUUUGGGAAAGUAAAAUCAGUACGUUAGGACCAUUUUGUUUGCUUCUAUGGGAUAAUCCGUUCAAUACUAAACUUACAAUAGAUAAAAUACUCUAUCGAGCAUCCAAGUUGACGGAUCAGCAAAUCGCUGCCUAUAAAGGGAUGACUAACGAUCCUGAGGAAUUUGGUUCAUUUCAAGCAUUCACUUCGUGCAGUCGGGAUCCCAAUAUAGCAGAGAAAAUUCCGAAUGCGAAUGUCUUAUUCAUUAUGGAGAUAGCCUUUGCCUUCUCCGUUGAUCUGAAGCCAAUAUCUUUGUAUCCAGAUGAAGAAGAAGAACUCAUAACUCCAGGUGUUUGUUUCAGUAUCAAAAGUUUUGAAUUCGAUGCAACGAAGAAGAAACAUAUAAUCAGCUUGAAGCUAAAACACUGCUUCUCUAGUAAGUAUGACUCUUUCUUCAAAGCUCUAUUUUGUUACUUAAAAAAUGAUUCAUUGAAGAAUUCCCAUCAUGAUUUUCUUUAUGAUCGAACCUACACACACAAUAUUGUCUAAUUAAGUAAGGAGGAGCGAUUAGGUUGAUGAAUUAAGUAAUAUCUUGUAAAACUGAACGAAUCUUUAUUAAUCACAAAACACAUAGGUGAAACAAACUUGUUAAUAUUGAGUCACCGAUAUUUAGUCAUAUCUGAAGAAAUAGUUUAUUUUUAUAUAAGAAUUUUUCUUUUCGAGAGAAAUCAUCAAAGAGAUCAUAUACUAUUCAACUGGCAUCAAUCUAAUUUUCUUUAGAUGCAAUGCUUUUAUCAAGUCAACUUUUCUCUUUUUUUCCAUUGCCUUUUCAUCGAUAUAGAUUCAACUUUUGAUAAACUCUUAAGAAAAAUCUAGACUCUUGAGCAACUUGCAUUUACUUCAAUUAAUUGAGUUUCAUGUAUUCUCGAAUAAAAUGCGAAAUGUAUAGGCAUCAAGAAAUUAGAGAGAUUUUGGUUGGAUAUAUUAUAGAAAAUGUUUUGCUUUUUUUCCUACAUGCUUUCGUCAUAUGCCUAGUUGUCAGAGUUUUUAGCUAAAAAAUCUUAAAAGAUUAAGAUUACUAUUCUUUCUCGACUUUUCACAUUUUAAAAAUCUCUUUUCAAAUUCUCGAAAUUGUUUUGGCUUUCUGAAAAACUUUUAUUAAAAAAUUAUGAAAAUAAAAGAGAGACAAGAGAAAACUCUCCGUAGAAGACUGAACGCUAGGGCAUAAUAGAAGAUCCGGAAUCUUCUAUUAUAAGGAGGAGUUUAUU
Messenger RNA from Rotaria sp. Silwood2, 1601 nucleotides. Lineage: Eukaryota; Metazoa; Rotifera; Eurotatoria; Philodinida; Philodinidae. The record is from the annotation of a GenBank genome assembly.